Messenger RNA from Hermetia illucens (black soldier fly), 3279 nucleotides. It is a transcript of the gene Cul1, whose product is annotated as cullin-1. Bases 819 to 3143 code for a protein of 774 amino acids. Gene Ontology annotation, molecular function: ubiquitin protein ligase binding. Lineage: Eukaryota; Metazoa; Arthropoda; Insecta; Diptera; Stratiomyidae. Gene Ontology annotation, cellular component: SCF ubiquitin ligase complex. The record is from RefSeq and is a predicted model, not a curated record. Gene Ontology annotation, biological process: SCF-dependent proteasomal ubiquitin-dependent protein catabolic process; protein ubiquitination. The transcript is spliced from 16 exons.
GACAACGGCUCUCAGUGGCGAGCGCGCCUCACAUUCCACCUCUUUCUGGCCGACACAGUCCGUCCCGUGAGUAGCUGCUCGCGCUCGCUCUUGCAUUUAUUAUCCGUGACUGUGCGCUGUCUGACGAGGCCUCACUUCUCGUCGUCGCGGUUUCAAGUUCCCACAGGGCCCGAACGCCUCAGAUUCGCAUUUUGGAAUUCGCUUCGAGCGCAAUUGACGUCUCGACCGAUCGGCUCCGGGCCAAAUCCAUUGAAAUUCUAGUAAUUCGCUUUUUGUUGUGAAAUUCGUGGCCGUGCGUGUGUGUGAGUCAGUUUUCAUCGACUUCCGUCCAUUUGUGGUUUUUUCUGUUCUUUCAUUUCGUGGUGAAGUCGUGCGAGCGACAGAGAAGGCGGCUGUGUUUGCGAAUCAGUCUCCCAGCCAACGGGAAUCCGAGAGCUCAGUGGAGAGAGAAAAACAAAAAAGAAAAAGUGCUUCGACAGCAGCAGCCUGAAAUUGUGUGAAAAAAUUUAGUUUCCUGUGGUGCGUUCGCGUAACCUUCGAGUGAGCAAAUCGUUUAGGAACGACGGGCAGCAAGUGCAUGUGGUGUGCAUUCUAGUUGGCGGACAAUCGCGGAGCUGGGAAAAAGCUGAGGUCGCUCACGGAUGUGCGAGUCGCCCGAGUCGCAUCUGACAGCAGCAGCGCGAGAAAAUUCCUCGGCAGACCCCAGUUCGGUGGCAGCAGACGCGACCGCGAUCGCAUCCCGCUUUCCCUGAACCCGUCCACCGCAGCGGACACGCGCCUUUCAUUUCGACACCCAACGGCACCUUCGGACUCCUGCGAUGGCCAGGCAAAAUUCAUAUAGCUCGCCUGGGAACAAGCAAAACACCUUGGAGGAGAUAUGGACCGACCUGAAGAAGGGCAUUACCGAGAUCUAUGCGAAGGAUAGGAACCUGUCGUAUCCCCGGUACAUGGGACUCUACACAUACGUCCACGACUACUGUACGAGCGUGCACCAGUCGACGAGCCGCGCGACACCUCCAACUAAGCAACGGGGAAAGGCCAACACUCUGGCCCCUAUAGGAGGUGCUCAAUUAGUAGGACAUGAAUUAUAUAAAAGGCUGAAUCAAUUUCUCGAAGACUAUUUAACAGAAUUACUAAAGAAACGCGAUAAUCGCGUUAGUGAGGAACUUCUCACUUUUUAUACACAAGAAUGGGAAGCUUACCAGUUUUCAAGUCGUGUACUGCACGGCGUCUGUGCUUAUUUGAACAGGCAUUGGGUCAAGAGAGAGUGCGAGGAAGGUCGCAAAGACAUUUAUGAGAUUUAUCAAUUAGCUCUUGUAACAUGGCGAGGUCAUUUGUUCAAAGAAUUAAGUGAGCAGGUAACAAAUGCUGUUCUGGAGCUGAUUGAGAAGGAGCGAAACGGCGAAACCAUCAAUUCGCGACUGGUUUCUGGUGUUAUUAAUUGCUAUGUCGAGCUUGGCGUUGGCGAGGACGAUCUAAACAGCAAAGAACAAACGCUCAAUGUAUAUAAGGAAAGUUUCGAAAAUAUAUUCUUGAAGGAUACAGAAACGUUCUAUGGAAGAGAGAGCGCAGAGUUUUUGCGCGAUAAUACCGUGACAGAAUAUAUGAAGCGAGUGGAGCGACGCUUGAAGGAAGAACAGAAGAGGGUACAGAUCUAUCUGCACGAGAGCACUUCCGAACGCUUGGCUAUGACCUGCCAGCGUGUUUUGAUACAAAAACAUUUGCAUAUAUUCCAAACUGAGUUCCAGUUGUUGCUCAAUGCAGAUAAGGAUGAAGACCUGGGUCGGAUGUAUUCUUUAGUCUCACAAAUUUCUGAAGGUCUAAUUGAGCUCAAAAUCAUUUUGGAGGAUCAUAUUCAAAACGAGGGUACCGCAGCCAUUGAGAAAUGUGGUGCGCCUGACACGAUUGAUCCUAAAAUAUACGUUCAAACUAUUCUUGGUGUCCAUCAAAAGUACAAUGCUCUGGUGUUGACUGCAUUUAAAAAUGACAAAGGCUUUGUUGCUGCCUUGGAUAAGGCCUGCGGUAAAUUCAUCAAUACAAAUGCAGUGACAACAGCUAGCAAAAGUACAAGUAAAAGUCCAGAAUUAUUGGCAAAAUAUUGUGAUUUACUUUUGAAAAAGUCCAGUAAAAAUCCAGAAGAAGCUGAAUUAGAAGAUACAUUGAAUCAAGUUAUGGUAGUAUUUAAAUACAUCGAAGAUAAAGACGUUUUCCAGAAAUUCUAUAGUAAAAUGCUUGCCAAACGACUGGUCCAUCACACAUCGGCUAGUGAUGAUGCCGAGGCAUCUAUGAUAUCAAAAUUGAAGCAGGCCUGCGGUUACGAGUAUACAAUUAAGCUGCAAAGAAUGUUCCAGGAUAUCGGCGUUUCGAAAGAUCUCAAUGAACGCUUCCGGGAGCACUUGAAAACAGCAAAUAUUUCAAUUGAAGUUGACUUCACAAUUCAAGUUCUUUCAAGCGGAUCUUGGCCUUUCAAUCAAAGCACUUCAUUCAAUCUCCCGACUGAGCUCGAACGAUCUGUGCAGACGUUCAAUAAUUUCUAUGCCACACAGCAUUCAGGUCGUAAGCUAAAUUGGCUGUAUAACAUGUGCAAGGGGGAGCUGGUGACUAAUUGUUUCAAAAAUAGAUAUACGUUACAGGCAAGUACCUUCCAAAUGGCCGUCUUACUUCAAUUCAAUGACCAACUCAGUUUGUCAGUGCAGCAAUUGGAAGAUCAUACAAAAAUCAGUCAUGAAAGUUUAAUCCAAGUCCUCCAAAUUCUGCUGAAAGCAAAACUUCUGACAUGUACCGACGAUGAAUCAAAUUUGACACCGAACUCUAUCAUGGAAUUGUAUUUUGAGUUCAAAAACAAAAAGUUACGAAUCAACAUAAAUAUUCCGCUGAAAACUGAACUUAAGGUCGAACAAGAAGCCACCCACAAACAUAUUGAUGAAGAUCGCAAGAUACUCAUACAAGCCGCCAUAGUAAGAAUCAUGAAAAUGCGUAAAAUGCUCAAUCACACACAGCUUGUGGGUGAGGUCUUAAAUCAACUGUCAACACGAUUUAAGCCAAAAGUUCCUGUUAUUAAAAAAUGCAUCGAUGUCCUUAUUGAAAAGGAAUAUUUGGAAAGGAUGGAAGGACAAAAGGAUACGUACAGCUAUUUAGCGUGAUUAAAAUAAUUAGGCAUUUUAUAUAAAACGGUAGCUCCUUUCUCAUUACUUAAUCCAACUUAAAUAUAAUUAUUAUUUUUAACCAAUAAUUGGUAAUAAACAAUGAGAAAAAAAUAAUAAUUUCAAUGGGCUCGAA